Sesamum indicum (sesame) is the source of this 5411-nucleotide messenger RNA. Its product is annotated as RNA-binding KH domain-containing protein. The record is from RefSeq and is a predicted model, not a curated record. Gene Ontology annotation, molecular function: RNA binding. Lineage: Eukaryota; Viridiplantae; Streptophyta; Magnoliopsida; Lamiales; Pedaliaceae.
UCUUCUUCUUAUUCUUCUUGAUUUUUGGAAUAAAGAGUCUCGUUGCUUAAAUUGGUUGUUUUUUUCUUAACAUGUAGUGAUUCUUAAUUGUUGUUUGCUUCCAUGUUCUUCAAUUAUUCGCCCGCAUCAGUUCAACGUUUCUUGAGAUUCUUGAUUUUUGUUCGCCCGCGUAAUUGUGUGCAAUUUCUCUUUUUUCUUGAUUUAUUUUUUUCUCUGACUCUCUCUUAAAGAACGCAUUCGGGUUUCUGUUAUGAGAAAGAGUUUUGGAUGCAAUAAUCCUUUUUUAUUAUAUUCUUUGUCAAAGCUAUAUGAUGAGCAAUAUUCUGGUCCUUUGCUUUUAAAGAUUUUUGGUUGGUAGUAGAAUUCUGGAGGGAGAAAAAGUGAAGAUCAAUAAUCAAGUAUUUCAUUCAAUACUCAUAGGUAAGACUAGUGUAGUCUGCAAUGGGUGAAAGUGGGAAGCGUCCUCGUUCACAUAGGGAUGAUGCAGAUGGGAAGAACCAGAAAAGGAGAACUGAUUGGGAAAGAGACAGAGAUGAAAAGGGAAAUGAUGAACUAGUAGUCUACAGAAUUCUGUGUCCUGAUGGUGUUAUUGGGAGUGUGAUUGGCAAGAAUGGAAAAGUAAUAAAUUCAAUUCGACAAGAAUCGAGAGCAAAGGUCAAGGUGGUGGACCCAUUUCCGGGGGCUAAAGAUAGAGUCAUCACAAUUUAUUGCUAUGUACGUGAAAAGGAAGAUGUUGAGGUCGAUGAGGAAUUCAAUGAUAACGAACCUCUUUGUCCUGCACAAGAUGCACUCCUGAAGGUGCAUGCAGCAAUUGCCAAUGCUGUUGCUGUACUUGGAGAAUCUGACAGAAAGAAGAAAGAUAAAGAUAAGGAGGAAUGCCAGCUUCUCGUUCCAUCUAGCCAGUCUGCUAAUAUCAUUGGGAAAUCUGGUGCAACUAUUAAGAAACUAAGAAGCAAGACAAGAACAAACAUUAAGGUUACUGCCAAGGAUGCCAGUGAUCCGGCUCACGCUUGCGCCUUGGAGUUUGACAAUAUUGUUCUGAUCUCUGGUGAGUCAGAUGCAGUUAAGAAAGCACUUUAUGCAAUUGCUGCGAUCAUGUACAAGUUUACGCCAAAGGAAAGUAUUCCUCUUGAGACUACUAUACCUGAAGCACCGCCAAGUAUCAUCAUUCCAUCAGAUGUUCCCAUAUACCCUGCCACCGGACUUUAUCCAAGUGUAGAUCCUAUUAACCCUGCUAGACCAGUGCCUUCCAUUUUAGGUCCUUCACAUGCACCAGAUAUCCCUGGUUAUGCUGAUGCCGGGACUACAUGGCCAGUGUAUUCAUCUGCUCUUCCUGUGGUUUCUGGUUAUGGCGGUGCAUCACGUGCCGAGGAGUUAUUUAUAAAAUUGUUGUGCCCAUCUAACAAGAUUGGCCGUGUUAUUGGCAAAGGUGGAAGUUCCAUUAGAAGCAUAAGGCAAGAUAGUGGUGCUCGUGUUGAGGUUGAGGACCCCAAAUCUAAUCACAAUGAGUGUGUCAUCACUGUGAUCUCAACAGAGUCAUCAGAUGAUCUGAAAUCCAUGGCGGUUGAAGCUGUGCUAUUGUUACAAGCAAAGAUAAAUGAUGAUGAUGACGACACUGUAACAAUGCGGCUCCUUGUUCCUUCAAAGGUUAUUGGUUGUAUCAUUGGGAAAAGUGGUUCUAUCAUCAAUGAGAUCCGCAAAAGAACUAAAGCAGAUAUACGAAUUUCCAAAGGCGAAAAGCCUAAGUGUGCUAAUGAAAACGAUGAACUUGUUGAGAUUUUUGGACAAGUUGGUAGUGUCAGAGAUGCACUUAUUCAGAUUGUUUUGAGGCUCCGAGAUGAUGUCUUAAAGGAUAGAGAAGACAUCCUUAGUUCUUCUGCUGGUGUUGAGCCAUUAUACGCCGGUGGUGGUUCUCUUCCAAUGUCAUCAGUUUUGUGCAGUGUGUCAUCUGGUGCUGCUUUGGGUUAUGAUCAAAGGGUGGAUACUGGAAGUGGGUUGGGAUUGCUUUCUUCCAGUGGAUAUGGAUAUGGGUCCUUAUCGAUAGGAGACAAUGGCUAUGGAUCAUUAUCUUCUCAUUCAUCAUCACUGCAUGCAGGGUUGCCUCCACCAUCUACUCUGGAAAUGGUUAUCCCUGCACAUGCAGUUGGAAAAGUCAUGGGAAAAGGUGGCACAAAUAUUGACAAUAUCCGUAAGAUUUCUGGAGCAGCCAUCGAGAUUUCAGAUUCCAAAUCCUCCCGAGGCGAUCGUGUGGCUUUGAUAUCAGGGACCACUGAGCAGAAGCGUGCUGCUGAAAACUUGAUUCAGGCAUUCAUUAUGGCCACUUAAGUUAUGGGAAUAGUUGACUCUGUUGAAGUCGGGACUAGCUCGCAGGGUUUCAUAAUUGUUACUUCAUCCUUGCCCUUUAGGUUCCUUCAAGGAGAUUAAUUUAGUUCUUAAGCCUGGUGAACUCUCUCCUCCUCUAUAGGAAAUCUUAUGAAGAUGCUUCUGAAAGCUGAUUGCAUGCUCAGUUUUCAGGAGGUACUGCAUCUUGUUGUGCUGCAAGAUAAAGAUACAUUCAUCUGCAGCAUCAUCAUCAGUUCAUAGGAGAGUUUCUUUCCUUCCGUAGUACUGAUCAGAUUCUCUUCUGCAAAUCUAUGCCCGAGAUUGCUUUUCGCUCAUGAUUUGAUGUUAAGUUGUUUUUCAAAAUCAUAAUACAUGAAUCCUCUAUAUUUUCCUUCUUGUUUUCUGCUGCUUCUUCUGUCUAGCUGAUGUGCCCUUGGUCAAGGUCUAUUCCUUGUAUGCCUGUUCCUCUCUCUUAAUAUGUACAGAAGUAAGUUCAGAACAAGAUCUCUCCUAGUAGAAUGCAUGUGCUUCUGAUAGUAUCUCCCCCCCAAUAUGAAUGCUCUUGCGUGAUAAGUAUCUAUCUCAGCGAUGACCUUUGCAAUUUGGACUGCCCAUUUGUUGAAUGACUUGCAAGGAUUUCCUUGUUAGUUAUUGUUAAUUAAUCUAACUUAAUGUCCCUUAUUUUUUGUACUUUUAUGACCAUCUCCAAUAUCUUUCCUCAAAUCCUAUACAAAUUAUUUUCACACCCUAUUCUGCCUUGUAAGAAUUAGAACCAAGGUUAUAUUGCUCUUAAUUAUCAGGAUCAGCUACCUGUAGCUUUCAUCUAGUUCCUCAGUUUACUGUAAUAUGAGUAUCACUUAAUCCGACCUUCAGCCACUGGGAAUGGGAUGGUUAAUAUAAUGACUCUAUGUAACAUCAGGUAUGCUCAACACCACCCUCGUUUUCUGCUGCUCUGUGUGGAUUUCUGAUUCCAUUUGGCUUCAACAGAUCAAAGUGAAUGCAGCUGUUGGUUCAUGUGUAUUUAGCAGUAGAUGAAACUAAUUCCUCUUUAUAACUAAUAGGAGGGUGCUCGUGGAUUGAGUAGCUGAUGAAAUUACUUCUAUUUAAACUAAUGGAACAGUUUCCCUCUCCCAAUUUGUAUCUCUUCAUUAGAGAUGGCAAUGCAUCCGGAUUCUGGCUCACCAGGUCCAGGAUUUUGGUAUUUUGGACCCAUCUCGAACCUGAUCUCUUUAAUAUUUCUUAUAUUUUCUUAUCAGAUAUAUAUGUACUUGUAUGAUGUAUGUUUAUGCAUGUAUUAAAAAAUGUGUGCAUCUAAUUUAUACUCACAUAUAACACAUAAAAAUAAUACUUUUAUGAAUAAAUAAUGAUAUAGAAUAGUUUGUACAUUUAAUGUAUAUAAAAGUAACAAAUAUUUUGAGAUUUUUUAUAUUUUAAAGCCUGAAAUAUACACAUAUAUAUGAAAAAGUUAGUUGUUUCUCAUAACAUUAUAUCAUAUUCAGGAACUAGAAAGUUAAGAUAGUAUUAUGUUAAUAAGUAUACUUUUAAAUAUUCUAAAAAAUAUUAUUAAUUGGGUCUAGAGGGUCUAACCUACCUACCAGGUCUCAGGUUGGGGGAGGGGGGGAGUGGUUCUCGGCUUUUGGCCCGUCCAAACCUGGUCUAUUGCCAUCUCAGCUCUGAAGUAAAAUUUAUAAAGAUGAAGGAUUCAAUUACUUUGGCUUCUUCCAAGAUUUAUACCUUCUUGUUGUGUUCUUUCGUCAGUUUGCUGCAUGAUCUGUCGCCAGCAAGUUCAUGAGGUUGAGUCUAUUUUAACUCAAAACAAAAGGAAAAUCUCUUCUCCCUAUUAGUUUCCCCAUAACGAUAACAAGCAAUGCCAUAUCAUCUGCCGGUGUUCUAACCUUAAUGAUUUUUACUAUUACCAUUUUCUGCUUUUUAGUAGGCUUCGAAUCCAUUUUGUGCAUGCUUGAGCUUACUUUCCACUGAUCCACAAUGUGUGGAAGUGGUCUCUGCUCAAUUAUCAGCCGUCUGUCAUUAUGUGCAGUAUUGGUCUGACAGCUCUGCUUUGAAUAACAAAGCAGUUUUGCUGUGUUCUGAAUCAGAAUAGAUCUUGAAUCUUAAUAUCCGUCUGCUGUACAUGUGUAUGCUUUGCUUUAAUCCUCAUAUUGCUGGCAGCAAUCCAGUUCUUUUCUUCUAUUAUGUUUCCCUCUUUGUUUUUGUUUCUUUUUUUGGGUUUCUUUCCUUAGCACUUUAGUCUCUUUUUCUUCGGGGUGGGGGGGAAGGGGUUAUGUUGGUGGCAGGUGGGGCGAGGGCGACGGGAAAAGGGUAUGAUUUAGUGAGCAUGCAGAUUAGAUUAGAUUCUCUUGAUUUAUCCAGAAUGGAUCCAGUCAGAAAGGAUAUAUGUGGUUUUUCUGUCAGGAUAUUAUUUAUAAAGCCAAUUGAGGUCCUGAUUUUCUUUUCUUCUCAGUGUGGCAUUAACUCGGGAUGAGUGUAGAUGGUAUUUUGCUAUAUCAGCUCAGCUAGAAUAUCUAGUUUUCAAGCUGGUGUAUGCCGUUUUAUUGUCUUUCUCACUCGUGAUUAAGUUGCAUCGUUGUUUAUGCAUAAGUUCGCUUCCGCCCUCCAUUUGACUUUCUUAACUUGAAAUACCUCCUGGUAGUCCUUGUUGGAUGUGUCUGGAGUGGAUGGAAAGUGCUUUAUAGUUUGUGGAUUGGGUGGCAUUAACGUCCUUUCGUCAUGAAUGUGUAGUCUCCUCCAGUUUUAGGACGGACCUCAAGCCUGUGGAGUUGUAGCAGAUAGGGUAUGUUAGUGGAGAUUGAUGCAGUUAUCUUAUUGAAAAGAGCUUCUUUGGAGGCCGUAAUAGUAUGUCCUAGAUUUUGUUUUGACAGCAGAUGUGGGAGGUUAGCAUGUCGCUCUAUCUUCAGGAUUGUUGAUUGAUCUCAAGUAAUUUUCAAUGUAUUCUGUAAUUGUGGUUUCUCGUGUGAUAGUUAUAGCAGGAUCUUGGCUGAUGAUUUCAGGUGUUUUCUCUAUGAAAGUAUUGAUGGAAACACAUGGAUAUAUUACCUGUAAAAAAGUAAAUAUAUUGCAUUUUCUUCCCA